Molecule: messenger RNA, 2932 nt
Organism: Photinus pyralis (common eastern firefly)
Lineage: Eukaryota; Metazoa; Arthropoda; Insecta; Coleoptera; Lampyridae
Product: collagen alpha-2(IX) chain-like
Exons: 19
Coding region: 46-2643 (865 amino acids)
Source: RefSeq, a predicted model, not a curated record
UGUGAACGAGCUCCUUCAGUUACCAGUUAGUUCGUCAACUAUAAAAUGAAUUCUUCACAGACUACCAAAACCGUUAUAUUCGCAUUCACACUGUGUGCAUUAUUCAUACUCUUAUUACAAGUGCUUUUUGGAAUUUAUAUGUACAAUUUUAUAAAAACUGAUUGUCGGGAAGAAUUUCUUAAAGAAAUUCGUAAAGGUGUCUGCAAAGAGGAAUUUCUAACAUUACUUGGCAAUAAAAGGCUCUUAAAAAAUGUUUGUGUUGAAAUAGGUUGUAACAGCAUUCCUUCGGAUAUGUCAAGUUAUAAACAGAACUACCCCACCAGCAUAUUCAGUCGGCAUAAACGAGGUGUUGAUCAAGGUUUCACACACCCCCAUCAAUUUGUACCGCUAUCAAUUUCAAAUCCUAUUGUGCCUCAUAAACCAGGGCAAACUUCGCGUGUUAAUCAGCGCAAUUCGGCCGGACUUCCAUGUCCGCCAGGUCCUCCAGGACCACCGGGACCCCCGGGUGUGCAAGGAAUAGCUGGACCAAUAGGACCACCAGGGCCAAUAGGAGUAAGUGGAAUACCUGCUGUACCCUGUAAAAAUGGUAUUAAUGGCAUUCCAGGUCCUCCGGGCCUACCUGGUCGAGACGGAUAUCAAGGAAUUCCAGGACCAAUGGGUUCGAAAGGAGACAAAGGUUUACCUGGAAAGGAAGGUACUCCCGGCGUCCCAGGCAUUCACGGCGAACAAGGAAAAGUUGGUCCACCCGGUCCGAAAGGUGAACAGGGCAUACCAGGUCUAUCAGGAGUGAAAGGGAUGAAAGGAGAUCCGGGGUUGAAUGGGCCUCACGGAGAAAAGGGCUUUCCGGGUAAGGACGGACUUUCAGGAAUAAAAGGAGAAGCUGGAGCUCCUGGCGUAAAGGGUCUUAAAGGCGAUGAAGGGAAACAGGGAUCUGCUGGUUUUGACGGGCGAGAUGGUCUCCCGGGAGUACAAGGAAUUAAAGGACCAAUGGGUUCGAAAGGAGAUAAAGGCUUACCUGGAAAGGAAGGUACUCCCGGCGUCUCAGGUAUUCACGGCGAACAAGGAAAAGUUGGUCCAUCGGGUCCAAAAGGUGAACAGGGCAUACCAGGUCUAUCAGGGGUGAAAGGAAUGAAAGGAGAUACGGGAUUGAAUGGGCCUCACGGAGAAAAGGGCUCUCCGGGUAAGGACGGACUUUCAGGAAUAAAAGGAGAAGCUGGAGCUCCUGGCGUAAAGGGUCUUAAAGGCGAUGCAGGGAAACAAGGAUCUGCUGGUUUUGACGGGCGAGAUGGUCUACCGGGAGUACAAGGAAUUAAAGGACCAAUGGGUUCGAAAGGAGAUAAAGGCUUACCUGGAAAGGAAGGUACUCCCGGCGUCUCAGGUAUUCACGGUGAACAAGGAAAAGUUGGUCCAUCGGGUCCAAAAGGUGAACAGGGCAUACCAGGUCUGUCAGGGGUGAAAGGAAUGAAAGGAGAUCCGGGAUUGAAUGGGCCUCACGGAGAAAAGGGCUCUCCGGGUAAAGAAGGAACCAAGGGAAACCCCGGAAACCCUGGUAAGGACGGACUUUCAGGAAUAAAAGGAGAAGCUGGAGCUCCUGGCGUAAAGGGUCUUAAAGGCGAUGAAGGAAAACAAGGAUCUGCAGGUUUUAACGGGCGAGAUGGUCUCCCGGGAGUACAAGGAAUUAAAGGGGAAAAGGGGGACCUCGGUCCUCCUGGACCACAUGGUAAAGAAGGACUAAUUGGACCGCGAGGAAUGCCAGGUCAAUGCAGAUCCGAAUGUAGAGAAUCGGAACAAAACUUCAGUUUAAUAAGCAUUACUAAACUACAGAACGGCAAUUAUACUGGUGGUAAUUUUAGCAAAACAGAAUGCUCUUCAUUUGUGUUAGGCGAAAAAGAAGGGCUUGGAAAGGUUGACGAGGCAUAUACCUCCUUUAUGGUAGAUUCUAAACCACCAAGCGAUAAAGACAGCAACAAGUAUUGGACUACCACAAGCGAUAACCUGAAAUUAUUCGAAUUUGAAAACAUAUACUCGUUUAUUAGCAAUGCACCUUCAAGGAUAUAUGACCUAGAUGUUGCAUUUGAUGGGAAUGCGCAUGUUAUUUACAGUGGUUUCUUUUUUUACAAGGUAAAAGGAAGUAAACCAAAGAUAAUUAAGUAUGACUUCAAAAAUGAAAAAAGCCAAACCCUUUCCAUACCUGAUCUUUCAAAGCCCGAUAGGAAACGUUUGUAUUUAAACGGAUACAACUUAUUUGAUUUUAGUGUUGACCAAAAUGGGCUAUGGGUGGUUUUCACAAUUCAAGAUUAUAUGGGUGUUGCUAGGAUUAACCAUGACGAUAUGCGCAUCCAAGACAUGUGGACGAUUACUUUAAACCAUAACCAAAUUAUAGACACGUUUGUGAUAUCGGGUGUAGUUUACACUUUGGAAUUUACGUUAACAUCUGAAGUACAGAUCCGUUGGGCCUUUAAUUUGGUUUCCAAUACGUCAACUGAAGUGAAUCUAGGAGGAAUUCACCAAACCGGUGGAAUUACAAUGGCGACUUAUAAUUAUAGGAAUAACGAACUGCUGCUUGUUGACGGCGGAAAAAGGAUAAUUUACCCUUUCUUCUGUGAUGAUGGAAUUGUACCUACAGAUGUUCGAGCCGAGUAAUUCAAAUGUAAAAAUUUAGCAAUAAUGUAGUACGCAUCUCAAAUCUUAAGCGACUCAAAGUAUGUAAGCGUAAAAAAAUCUUAAAAAGUUGUUAAAAAAUCCUAUGGUUUAUUAUGUGCUUAAACCGUGAUCAUAAAGCUCCGAGUGUGGGGUGAAAGCUCAAAAGGCAUAAGCUUACAAACUUACAAACUCAUGAUUAGGUCAAAUAAGCAUCCGCAGCAAACUGGUAAAGAUGAUCGACCGACACUUUACACAAUUCAAAAAAAAUUAAAGAAACAUAUUUAUCGUU